UAUGCUAUUCAGAGGCAUAAAUAACUACAAAAGCAUGAAUAUUAUCUUAGAUUAAACUGAGAGUUAAGGAGCUUUGUGGUUAGGAGACUACACUGCAGCAAUCAAUUAAUAACUCUUGAAAUAAAAGAAUAUCAAAACAGUAUUAACAGUAGCAUCUGGAUUGAAUGUUAAAUACCCUCCUAAUUCUGAUAUUGUUCAUAAAGUAUAAAUUCAAUUAAUAAUCAUAGGUUUACAAUAUUCUAGAUAUUGAAUCAUGUAAUAUUAAGAGAAUAUGGGGAGAUACCUAUUAACAAAUAGAUGAGGGAUUACAAAAGGGAAGUGUACUAGUACAUUGCGCAGCUGGUGUUUCCAGAUCGGCUGCAACAGUUAUUGCAUAUCUUAUGAGAAAAUAAGCAAUGUCAUUUUAAGAAGCCUUUUAAUUUGUAAGGUUAAAGAGAAGUGUAGUUUGUCCUAACUUUGGAUUCCAAAGAUAAUUAAAAUAAUUUGAAAGAGAAUUAUAGAAUGGAAAUGGGAAGAAUGACACUGAAAUUACUUAAUAAUAAUAAUUAACUUAAUAAUAACAACAAUUAAUAAAACCAAUUAUGUAGUAGCAAUAAUUAUCAAAUUUAACAAUACAACCUCAUUCAAUUUCAAUUUCUGAAAAAAAAACAAUGGUGAGAAGAAAUUAGUUAACUCCUGCAUCUAAAUUCCCAAAACCAGCUUAUCUAAGUAAUGUUAAAUAAGCUUAAUCUUUAAAAAAAUGA
This is a messenger RNA of Paramecium pentaurelia, 743 nucleotides long. NCBI's taxonomy places the organism in Eukaryota, Ciliophora, Oligohymenophorea, Peniculida, Parameciidae. The record is from the annotation of a GenBank genome assembly.